AGGAGCCGGCAUAGCCAUCGAAGCCGCAAGGAAGAGAGAAAGGACGGCAACGGAGACCUUCAUUUUGAACGAGUCUGGUGUCAAAGAAUCUACCAAACGGCUUGUUAGCGCACCCCAUCCAAGAGACGGCGAAUAUUAGGGAAAUGCCAUACGUUUUGGUAUGCAGAGAUCGGAGUCGAUAUGGGACACAAGAGUUUCAGGGAGCUGGACGAUUAGGCCUUUGGGAGGGAUUUGGGUGUGCUUUCCGCUCAUAUACUCCGUGAUUGUUGUCUCAUCCCUUCAUUCCUUGUUUAUGUCUCGCGUCGUUUGUUGGUAUGCGGGACCGGGAGUAUUUUGGGUUGACGGGGAGGCGUCUUUUGGGGCUCUUUUACUGCUGUGAGUUUUUCUUUAUCUUGAAAUUUAUUGUUUGGAGGUUUGUGAUUGUUUUAGGAUGUGAGUUGAGUGUUGUAUAUAACUAUAUAUACUGAUCAUGGAGUUCGACAUGUCGACAUUUAGUAGGAAAGCUGUAGUGGGCUCAUUGGAAAUAUAGGAAAUCCAGGUUCCAGAGCAAUCCACUCCAAGGAAUGUCG
This is a messenger RNA of Aspergillus pseudonomiae, 569 nucleotides long. RefSeq lists its product as uncharacterized. The coding region runs from base 161 to 379 and encodes 72 amino acids. The transcript has a single exon. The record is from RefSeq and is a predicted model, not a curated record. Lineage: Eukaryota; Fungi; Ascomycota; Eurotiomycetes; Eurotiales; Aspergillaceae.